Molecule: messenger RNA, 1620 nt
Organism: Cladocopium goreaui
Lineage: Eukaryota; Dinophyceae; Suessiales; Symbiodiniaceae
Source: the annotation of a GenBank genome assembly
AUGGGCUUCGGCGCCUUCGGCUUCGCCGGCUUCGCCCGCGUGAUCCUUGUGGCCGUUGGCUCUGCACGAUGGAUCGGGUCACAGGAAAUCCAGUGGCGCGUGCCCAGCGAUCUCGUCCCCAUGCUGGAGGGCCCACCAUCGGCGUACGAGGAGAACCCGUCCACCCCACAGCUGGCAGUGUCACCUGACGGUCGAUGGCUGGUCAGCGGCGCAGAUCGGGAGGUCUUCACGUGGCGAGCGCCCGAUUGCGUUGUCAGUGCCCAAGCCGCAUCCUGUGCAGCGGAGACCGAGCCGUUGCUCUUGCAACGCUUCGUGCUUCCCUCGAAGCUCCACGUGCUGGGCAUCCUGGAUGACUUGCACCUUGCCCUGGCAACGAAGGACCAUGUGACGAUUUGGAAGUUCAACGACUCUGAACAUGUCGUAGCGACCCUGGACAUCCCAGAGGUUCUCGCUCUGGCGGUGGAAGGAAACUUCAUGCUGCUGGGAUGUCCUGAGGGUCGCUUUCACAUGGUGAAAAGCAAGUACCGGGAUGAUUACCUGGAUGCGGAGCGCUACGUGGCCAUGGGCUUGCCCCACGUGAUUUGGAGUUUCUCUGUGACUCAAGCCUUGAGCGACAAUUACCCUGGAAACUUCGAGAUUACAGCUGUGGCGCUAUGCAAAGGAAACUAUUGGUUCGCGGUCAGUGCUUGGGACCAAUCCAGCUUAACUGGGAUGACGCUGCUGUGGAAGUUGCAUUUGGACAUCAGUCCCAUGAACUUAUCCACCUCUGAUGGCAGCCUGACGACCUUUUUCUCGGACAUCUCCCCUGUCCGCGCCAUGCGGUUUUCGCCUCUGAAAAAUCAGCUGAUCAAGGGCUGCGAGAGCGGCGUGCUCAGCUUCUGGCAACAUUUGCUGACCCGUGAAACGAAGCCCGAGGGCGAACUGGUGCUUCCAUGGCCCGUGCGAUCCCUGGAACUUUCCCCUGAUGCCAACUGGCUAGUGGUCAGCAACCAAGAAGGAUCCGUGCGCUUAUAUCGGGCAGAGUAUUCUGAGAACAUCCAGGAAGCCGCCAGCUUCACCGCAGCUCCUGGUGCCAGCGCCGUGGCCCUGAGCGCGGACCUCGGCUGGCUCCUGGCGACGGCCAAGCCGUCGAAGAUCGCGGCGUGGCCGCUGGCGCUGCGGCGGGCCACGGCGAGCUUCGGCUUUGCGGAAACGACCAGCAACAGCAUUCGGGACAUACUGCUGUCACCUGGAGAGAACUACCUUCUUACAGGUGAUCUCGUUUCGAACAACUCCAGUCCACCGGUGUCUCUCUGGGCAGCAUCCGACGUGGACGCAGAUGAGAAACCCAUCUUGAGCUUGCCGGUGAAGGGCGCCUUUUGCUGCAUGCUGUCGGUGUCUGAUGAUGAGGAGCCCUGGCAAGUGGUCAUCGGCUCCCAUCAUUCUGUCAAUGGCAGUGUGGUGUCUGAGUUGCAACUUUGGAACAUCACAGGGGCUACAGCUGUAGCCACCCUGCAGGCCUUCCCCAGGACGUUGUCGUCGAUCUCCAUGCCAGGCAAGCUACGCCGUUCCAAACUGCAAAGUCCUGAGCCUCACGUGGCUUGCGAAGUCGACGGCUCUGAUCGUGGGGUGCAGUCGUAA